AAUGUCCACGCGAAAGAAAGAAAAAAAAAGAAUAAGUGCCAAGCUGAUCCAUUAACAGGCCAGUCCCGAUUUGAAGCUCCGGCAGCGCGUGUGAUAAACUUAUCCAAUAGCUUUAGUCGCGUGGUCGAGCCCGUGCCAUCGUGCGUCGGAGCGUCGACAACGAGUUCGCGGUUGCCGUCCAGAGCAAAAGAUAAAGGCCACCACUGCCGCCUCCGCCUCCGCCGCCGCCACCAUCGACAAACGGAAACUUCGGCAGUCCAUGCGAUGUGUCAUUGAUUUUUAAAUCACUGUUGACAGUGUCGGUGGAUCGGUACAACGUGCUUCGCGCUCCCGUUUCUCAUCCCGUUCGAAGCGUACGACAAAGGAAAAAAUGGCAUUAGAGGAGGAGAAGAUGGUCAGGAAAGUGGAGCUGAAGAGAGAGCUGGGGCUCUUCAGCGCGGUCAGCAUCAUUUUAGCGGUGAUGAUAGGUUCUGGCAUUUUCGUGUCACCAACUAGCGCUUUUGAACGAUCAGGAUCUGUGGGAUUUUGCUUGGUCGUUUGGAUCAGCUGCGGCGUGCUGUCUCUGUUGGGCGCGUUGGCCUUCGCCGAAUUAAGUACCGUGGUACCACGUUCCGGCGCCGAAUAUGCAUACUUCAUAGAAGCCUUUGGCCCGUUACACCCUUACGCCGGUCCGAUACCGGCGUUUAUUUGUUCCUGGAUUUACGUAAUGUUGCUACGACCGGCGGAAGUAGCAGUAAUCAUAUUGACUUUUGCGGAAUACAGCGUAGAGCCAUUUUCCGGAUACUUUUGCAAUCUAUCCGGUGAAAACAUGGCAAAUUUAAAGAAGCUCAUAGCGAUUAUAACAUUGGGUUUGAUAACAUACAUCAAUCUUAUUAGUGUCAAGCUCUAUGUAAAACUGCAGAACGUGUUCACUGUAUGCAAAAUAGUCGCUUGUGCAGUGGUAAUCGGUGGUGGGAUAUGGUGGCUAGGCACAGGUCAUGUGAAACUCCUCAAUAAUCCUUUUCACGGCACUACCACUUCGGCCGGUAAUAUUGCCCUGGCUUUCUACAGUGGUCUUUGGGCAUACGACGGAUGGACCUCGGCCGCGGUCGUUACUGAAGAAAUCCAGAAACCCGAAGUCAAUAUCUUCCGGAGCACGCUAAUCGCGGUACCUACCAUCACCGUUCUAUAUGUAUCCAUGAAUUUGAUGUACAUGGCAGCGUUGACGAUGUCCGAGAUGAAGAACGCGCCGGCGGUAGCGGUUCUUUGGGCUGAGCGAGUUCUGCCACCUUGGAUGGGCUUCGCGAUACCGCUCGGUGUAGCGUUGUCGACCUUUGGAUGUGCUCUUAGCAUUCAAUUCAGCGUAUCCAGGCUGUGCUUUGUCGCUGGCAGAGAGGGCCACGUGCCACGAGUCUUCAGUUAUGUGCACAUGGAAAAGAUGACUCCGGCCACGGCAGUGGUUUUUCAGGGUAUACUCUCGCUAGCAUGCCUAUUGCUAGGUAAUAUAAUUGCCCUGAUCGAAUUCGCCAGUUUCCUCAUGUGGGUGUUCUACGGACUAGCGAUGAUAUCGCUCUUAAUUAUGCGACGGACCAAACCGGAUGCUCCCAGACCGUAUACCGUUCCUAUCGUGAUACCUUGGGUGGUAUUGGCUGUCUCCAUUUUUCUUGCAGUGCUUCCGAUAGUUUACGAGCCAUCGAUAAAAUAUCUCUUUGCACUCAUAUUCAUCUUCUGCGGUAUUAUCGUGUACCAUGUAUUUGUGUAUAAGAAGAUAAGCAAUACUUUAUCAGCCAAGCUGACAUACUUCCUGCAAGCGUUAUGUCUAAUUGUCGCUCCAGACGAAAAGGAAGACUGAUUGCAUAUUUUUUUUUAUCUAUCGUUGUACAUAUACAUACAUACAUACAUACAUACAUACAUACAUACAUGCAUGCAUGCAUGCAUGAAUACAUAGAUACAUAAUAAUUGCUCAUAAUGCAUUCUUUGUGUUACAUACGCAUUUCGUAAUUCACAAAAAAUAGCACUAUUUUAUACUAGGUAUCUUUUAGUAAAAUAAAUUGAAAAUUAAGUACUUGUAAUAGGUAUAAAAAGAAUCACUAAUGUGCCUUAUAUUCAAUUAUAUAAAGUAACUGAUGAAUUUCUCUAUAGAAUUAUUUAUAUAUAUUAUUUUGUAUUUUAAGAAUGUGAUUUAAAGUAUUCUAUAUAGAACAUAUCACGAAGGAUGUAAAAGUAAUAUAACAGAGUUAGGAAAUAUAAUUCUGUAUUAUAAUAGUAUGAUAUUAUAAUAUUUUAUUAUUAAAUUACUUUUUAGAUAUUAAAUAUCGGAACGACGGAAAUAAUGCGUCCAUUGCAAUAUACUCUGUUUUAUAUACAAUGUCAUAUUUAUGUCACCUUUAUAUUUAUUAUACUACUCAGAGAUUUAUUAUACUUAACAUUAUUUUACUAUAAUUAAAAUAAUAUUUUGACAAUAUAAAAUUGUAAUUGAUAUCCCAUUUAAACUUUUUAUAACUUUUUCUUCAGCAGGGCACUAAAAUAUCCAGUAAAAUUAUUAUUUAAAUUUUUAUAUAAUUAAUGAUAAUUUUAUAUAAAUAGAAUAAGAUGGAUAUACAUACAAUUUAUAGAAUACAUAAUUUCACAUAAAAUAUCAAAAAUAUUACAUACGUAAAAGCUAUUUUUCAUUCUCCUCAAUCUUUCCUAUAGCCGACUGAAUAAAGUUUUCAUCCAUAGUAAUG
Molecule: messenger RNA, 2705 nt
Organism: Solenopsis invicta (red fire ant)
Lineage: Eukaryota; Metazoa; Arthropoda; Insecta; Hymenoptera; Formicidae
Product: b(0,+)-type amino acid transporter 1
Exons: 3
Coding region: 371-1831 (486 amino acids)
Biological process (GO): amino acid transmembrane transport
Cellular component (GO): membrane
Molecular function (GO): L-amino acid transmembrane transporter activity
Source: RefSeq, a predicted model, not a curated record